CUUCGCACGGUUGUUUCGCAGUGGGACCGCAACCUCUUUCUGUUGUUUCGGUGCCGAGACUCCGACUCCCGGAGGCCUUUGCGGCUGACAAGAGACUACGCCUCCCAGAGGCCUCUGCGACGCCGCGACCGGAAGUGACGGGCGAGCCGAGUGUCCUUGCGCGCGGAGCGGAGCGGUCAUGGUAUCCGGAGUGUGGUCGCUGAUGAGGUUCCUCAUCAAGGGCAGUGUGGCUGGGGGCGCUGUCUACCUGGUGUACGACCAGGAGCUGCUGGGGCCCAGCGACAAGAGCCAGGCGGUCCUUCAGAAAGCUGAGGAGGUGGUCCCCACCGCCGUGUACCAGUUCAGCCAGUACGUGUGCGAGCAGACAGGCCUGAAGAUACCCCAGCUCCCAGCCCCUCCAAAGUUUAACUUUCACAUCCGCGAGUCCUGGAAUUCAGGCAUCAUCACGGUGAUGUCCGCUCUGUCCGUGGCCCCCUCCAAAGCCUGGGAGUACUCCAAGGAGGGCUGGGAAUACCUGAAGGAGCGAACCAAGUAGCCUGUCAAGAGGAAGCUGCCUGCCCCAGGCGGGAACAGGGGCCAGGGCGCCAUGGACGCCAGACUGGGACCCCACUCCUAGGGCAGCUCCCGGCCUUGCCGGCCCAAUAAAGGACUUGGAAGUGUU
Lagenorhynchus albirostris (white-beaked dolphin) is the source of this 661-nucleotide messenger RNA. It is a transcript of the gene MICOS13, whose product is annotated as mitochondrial contact site and cristae organizing system subunit 13. Gene Ontology annotation, cellular component: MICOS complex; mitochondrial crista junction. The record is from RefSeq and is a predicted model, not a curated record. The transcript is spliced from 4 exons. The coding region runs from base 179 to 535 and encodes 118 amino acids. Gene Ontology annotation, biological process: cristae formation. Lineage: Eukaryota; Metazoa; Chordata; Mammalia; Artiodactyla; Delphinidae.